UCUUUCACAUCUCUUCCUAAUCCAUUAGCUUCAUCCUCUCCCUUCGCACCAAACAAAUCAUGAUUCCUUGAUGCCCAACUGGUAACUACCAAAGAAAAAUAAAAUAAGAACUAUUUGCACGUUUAAACUCCCCGGUGAGUAUACGUGAAGAAGCGCGAUCGGUUUCCAAUUUCCAUUUCCACAGCACAGACAAACACUGUCUUUCUCUCUCUACAUUUUACUUCCCCGCGCGAUCAUAGAAAAGUCGAAUGGCGACGAGGUACUGGGUAGUGUCUCUCCCCGUUCAAAAUUCCGCAUCCACUCUUUGGAACCGAUUGCAGGAACAAAUCUCCAAACAUUCCUUCGACACUCCUCUUUACAGAUUCAACAUCCCCAAUCUCCGCGUCGGAACCCUAGACUCCCUCCUCUCUCUCAGCGAUGAUCUCGUCAAGUCGAACAGUUUCAUGGAGGGAGUGUCGCACAAGAUCAGGCGGCAGAUUGAGGAGCUGGAGAGAGUGUCUGGCGUGGUGAGCAGUAGUUUGACGGUGGAUGGAGUCCCUGUUGAUUCCUACUUGACGAGGUUUGUUUGGGAUGAAGCCAAGUACCCGACUAUGUCGCCACUGAAGGAGAUUGUGGAUGGGAUUCAUGGUCAGGUGGCAAAGAUUGAAGAUGAUCUCAAGGUUCGUGUUUCUGAGUACAACAAUAUCCGCAGUCAGCUUAAUGCCAUCAACCGGAAGCAAAGUGGAAGCUUAGCUGUCCGUGAUCUUUCCAACUUGGUAAAACCUGAGGAUAUUAUAACUUCAGAACAUUUAACUACCCUUCUUGCAAUUGUUUCCAAGUAUUCACAGAAGGAUUGGCUCUCAAGCUAUGAAACAUUAACAAACUAUGUGGUUCCCAGGUCUUCCAAGAAGUUGUAUGAGGAUAAUGAAUAUGCUCUUUAUACUGUGACACUCUUCAGUCGAGUUGCAGACAAUUUUAGAACUAGUGCACGGGAAAAAGGGUUCCAAAUUCGUGAUUUUGAAUAUAGUCAAGAAUCACAUGAGAGUCGAAAGCAGGAGUUAGAGAAAUUGAUGGGAGACCAGGAAAGUUUGAAGGCUUCUCUAUUGCAGUGGUGUUAUACCAGUUAUGGAGAGGUUUUCAGCUCCUGGAUGCAUUUUUGUGCAGUACGUGUAUUUACUGAGAGCAUUCUGAGAUAUGGUCUGCCACCAUCUUUCUUGGCAUGCGUUUUAUCUCCAUCAGUCAAAGCCGAGAAAAAAGUACGUUCUAUCCUUGAAGGGUUGAGUGACAGCACGAAUAGUGCAUAUUGGAAGACCGAGGAUGAAGGAGUUGGGAUGGCUGGCCUGGCAGGGGAUGCUGAUGCCUACCCUUAUGUCUCCUUCACCAUCAAUCUGGUUUGAGCACACCCAGAAACAAGUCCUGUCUCGUUUCUGGGUCAGCGAAGGAUUCCUUUGUACAUUAGGGUCGUGUUCCAUUUUUUAUAUAGAUAUAUUUAUAAUUUCAGAGCAUUCAAGUUUCCAGAAGGAUCUGAUGAAUUCAUGUGUAGUUGUGGUACCAAGUUUUGAUCAUUAGCAACUUCUAUAUUGAGUUUUUGCAUUAUGUUUUCUCGUCAGGGAUUAUGCGACUCGAGAAGUUAUAAUCUUUGUAUCUACAAAAUAUUAUAUAAUAUUAUGUUGAUUGUAUCUUUAAUUUUACAUAAA
Messenger RNA from Cajanus cajan (pigeon pea), 1676 nucleotides. RefSeq names its product V-type proton ATPase subunit C. Gene Ontology annotation, molecular function: proton-transporting ATPase activity, rotational mechanism. Gene Ontology annotation, biological process: proton transmembrane transport. Gene Ontology annotation, cellular component: vacuolar proton-transporting V-type ATPase, V1 domain. The record is from RefSeq and is a predicted model, not a curated record. Lineage: Eukaryota; Viridiplantae; Streptophyta; Magnoliopsida; Fabales; Fabaceae.